GAAGUAUGGAGUUUUUCCUAGCCACCGUGCUUCUACACCUGCAUUGCUUGAGGUUUGGUGUUUUAGGCUGGGUUUCUAUACAGGACUUUGUGACAUCAGCUGAUGUAAGAAGGGCUUUAUAAAUACAUUUGAUUGAUUGACUGAAAUUUGAUUGAGUAACAGAGAGUGUUUCAGAGUGAGAGAAGGAGAAACAGAGAGUGUUUCAGAGUGAGAGAGGGAGGGAGGAACAGUGAGGGUUUUAGAGUGAGAGAGGGAGGGAGAAACAGAGAGGUAUUGAUAUUGCUAUGAGAGAAGACAGAGGGAGAGAGACCAUAUAUGUAAAGUAUGUCCAUAUGUGAGUAUUUGAGAGACAGGGGAUGCAUGUGUCUGUGUGAGACAGAGAGAGGAGUGAGAGAAGGUAUAUCCUCUGGCCCUUGGAGAGUGAGUGUGAGGCUGAAUGGGAGCCAGGAAAAGGGGAAGGGCCUCGCGUCAGCCAACAAAAACAGCUGCCUGAGAGUACGCAGGAAAACAGUGUCUGGUAGAGUAUAGGGAGAGGGGGACAGGGAGAGAGGACAGGAGAGAGAGAGAGCGCCAGGGUUCACAUCUCUAUAUGGGUUGCGUCCUGACUGCGGAGCCUUGCUGUGGGGAGGAAGCAGAGCCUGUGCCCUUGGUGAGAGGGUCACUGACGCGCCGUGGUCCAGAGAGGUCCAACAACGGCAGGAUGAGGCUGACUAAGACAGGGAAGGGGGAGCCCCAUGUCUUCAAGGAGAAGACCUUUAAGAAGAACCGUCAGUGUGGGGUGUGUCGCCAGAGUGUGGACAACACGGGGUCCUUUUGCCGAGUGUGUAAAACAGCCACUCACAAGAAAUGCGAGGCAAAGGUGACCACAGCUUGCAUCCCAGCUCUCCCGUCUGAUCUGCAGCGCAAAGGACCUGCUCCAUCCCGACACAUCCAACACCUGGGCUCCACAAGGUCUUUGACUUGCAACAAACAGAGGAACACCCUCUCCAGGAGUAUCAGUGUGGACCGUGUGAUGGAGAGAGUCAUGGAGCGUCAUUAUGACUUUGACCUGACCUACAUCACCGAGGGGAUCAUCUCCGUGUUCUUCCCCCCUCUGCUGGACGAGCAGCGCUACCGUCUCAACCUCAAGGAGGUGACCGCCAUGCUCAGGUCCAAGCACCAGGACAAGUUCCUGCUCUUCAACCUCUCUGAACGGCACCGUGACAUCACCCGCAUGAAUCCAAAGGUCCUUGACUUCGGCUGGCCUGACUUCCAUGCCCCUCCCCUGGACAAGAUCUGUGCCAUGUGUAAGGCCAUGGAGACGUGGCUGACCUCCGACCCCCAGCAUGUGGUGGUCCUGCACUGCAAGGGCAACAAGGGCAAAACAGGAGUGAUUAUUGCAGCCUACAUGCACUACAGCAAGAUCUCUGCAGGGGCAGACCAGGCCCUCAGCACCCUGGCCAUGAGGAAGUUCUGCGAGGAUAAGGUAUCUUCCUCCCUCCAACCGUCCCAAAACAGGUAUAUCUACUACUUUGGGGGGCUCCUCUCUGGGGCGAUCAAGAUGAACAGCAGUCCGCUAUUCCUCCACCAGGUCCUCAUCCCCACGCUUCCUAACUUCCAGGGCAAAGGAGGUUACUUCCCCUUCCUGAAGCUUUACCAGUCCAUGCAGCUGGUCUACACCUCAGGGAUAUAUGACUUGCAGGGUUCUGUGGGCAGAAGACUGUGUGUGACCAUUGAGCCAGCACUGCUGCUGAAGGGAGACAUCAUGGUGAAGUGUUACCACAGACGGGCCCAGGGUGCAGAGAGGGACACAGUGUUCAGACUGCAGUUCCACACUUGCACCAUCCACGGGGCCCAGCUAUGGUUCGGCAAGGGGGAGCUGGAUGAGGCCUGUACUGAUGAACGAUUUCCCUCGGAUGCCACUGUGGAGUUUGUCUUCUCCUCUGGACCAGAGAAAAUGAAAGGGCGUGAGUACCAGAGAAAUGACCCUGCUGUCACAGUGGACUACAACACAGCUGAUCCAGUGGUGCGCUGGGACUCCUAUGAGAACUUCAACCAGCGCUACCAGGACAGCCUCGAUGACAUAGCCCACACCAGGGGUCCAGUGGACGGAAGUCUGUACGCCCAGAUAAAGAAGCGUCUCUCAGCCCCAGGCUCUGGCUCCCUGACCUCCACUAAUGGCAGUCCAGCAGGCACCAGCGAGGAGAGGCCCAGUCAGAGCCAUCUGCUCUCUCCCAGCUCUGACUCUCUCACUCACUCCGGCCACUCGUCUGCCCUCGCAGAGCGGCCAGAGGAGUCCCGAGGGCUCCCGCCACCCACCCGGCAGGAGAGAGAGGACCUGGACCGACUGCUGGGGGGCAUCGAGGGGGAGAGGGAUGGCCUGGACAGAGAGAGGGAGACUGCCAUCCUGGACGAUGGGGACUCGUCCUCGCCGUCUGAGCAGACAGGCACCCUGAGGUUGGACCGCUCCUGUUCUUGCCGGGUGGGCUACCACUCCCAGCGCUGUGCCGAGCCCGGCUGCGACCGACUCCACCUCAUGUCCAGCGGCUACUGCCGGGACAGAGCGCCGGGCACCAACGGCCACCCUGGGUCACCGCCCUUGACUAACCCUGCCACCGUCCCCUCACACAUGGACCUGUGUCAGCACUACAGCCCACACCCUCACCCCCAUCAGGCCCUGCCUCCCCCUGACCUGGUAUGGAAUCGCCAGCAGGACCCUCCACACUACCAGCACCGUGAGGGACCCUCUCGUCACCCCUCUCUGUGCCCGUAUCCAUCCCAGGACCUGACCUCUCACCCCCACACCCUUCAUCCCGGGCGCCUGCUCUGUAGAAGUGAUGACUAUGGUCCGUACCACCACCCUCCCUCACACACCCACCAUCACCCUCACCACCCCAAGUCCUCCGGGUCCUACCAAGAUAUGCUGCUGCUGGACGGCCUGCCGCCCCCUAGCUGCCCCUGCCGGGACUGCCUCAUCAGGAGGGAGGAUACAGCCUUCCACGGCCUGCGGCUGGAGCGAGGAGAGAGCUUCCACUGGGACAGAGAGGCAGAACUGCAGCAUCGGGAAGCAGGGCUAAGGAGAGUAAGGGAGUCUGAGCUGCCUAGAGGGGCAGAGAUGCACUGGGAGAGGGAGGCAGCAGGACUGAGAAGAGGCAGGGAGAUGUCACUGCACUGGGAGAGAGACAGGGAGGCAGAGCUCCAAUGGGAGAGGGAGAGAAAGGCCGACUAUUGGCACCGGAGGGCCUACAGGCUUCAGGACCACGAGCUACCUGCCUUCACCUUUGACCCCCUACCGUCCGGCCACCCUGCAUACCCGGAGGCUUCUCGCUCCCACGGGCACGCCCACCUGGACCUGAAGUACAGCAACAGCAGCAGCAGUGGCUACCAGACCCCGCACCAGGUCUGCCUCUGCUCCCCCUACCAGCCCUCACCCUCUGAGAGCAGGGGUUAUGCCUCAGGCUACCAGUCUGAGUCCACCUCCCCUCUGCCCCCUCCCUCCACUCUGUCAGGCCCCUGCAGCCACAGCAGAGGGCCAGCAGACCACCACUCCGAAGCCCACCCUCAGCAGCACCCAUCCGAGAGCCAGACAGAUGGAAGGGGGAUGAGUGAGAACGUGAGUUGGCGGGACCACAUCUCCCAGGGUUCCUUCAAGAGGAUGCAUCCUUCAAGAGAUGUCCCAUGUUCCACGCCCUCUGACCUCUCUAGGCCGCCCACCCCUGUUCUCACCAGCAGCCCUCUGUGCACACAAGAAAGCCUCAGUCUAGGUGUGCAAGAGUGUGAAGUUGGAUCGACUGACAUAGUCAACAGUGACUGUGAGUCUGUCCAGUCUCAGGAUAGGCCCAGCAGUGCUGCUGCUCAGGGGUCGCAGGUCAACCAGCAACACAUCCCUGACCCUUUACAGUCUACAUCCGUGACACUCACUCCUUCCCCCACCCAACCCAACAGCCACUGGACCACACUGACAGCAACACAACCACCCUCACCCCACCAGCAGAACCACAGUGCUACAUCUUCACCCCACCAGCCCCAGAACCACAGUGCUACACCUUCACCCUACCAGCCCCAGAACCACAGUGCUACACCUUCACCCCACCAGCCCCAGAACCACAGUGCUACACCUUCACCCCACCAGCCCCAGAACCACAGUGCUACACCUUCACCCCACCAGCCCCAGAACCACAGUGCUACACCUUCACCCCACCAGCCCCAGAUCCACAGUGCUACACCUUCACCCCACCAGCCCCAGAACCACAGUGCUACAUCUUUACCCCACCAGCCCCAGAACCACAGUGCUACACCUUCACCCCACCAGCCCCAGAACCACAGUGCUACAUCUUCACCCCACCAGCCCCAGAACCACAGUGCUACACCUUCACCCCACCAGCCCCAGAUCCACAGUGCUACACCUUCACCCCACCAGCCCCAGAACCACAGUGCUACACCUUCACCCCACCAGCCCCAGAACCACAGUGCUACACCUUCACCCCACCAGCCCCAGAACCACAGUGCUACACCUUCACCCCACCAGCCCCAGAACCACAGUGCUACACCUUCACCCCACCAGCCCCAGAACCACAGUGCUACACCUUCACCCUACCAGCCCCAGAACCACAGUGCUACACCUUCACCCCACCAGCCCCAGAACCACAGUGCUACAUCUUCACCCCACCAGCCCCAGAACCACAGUGCUACAUCUUUACCCUACGAGCCCCAGAACCACAGUGCUACAUCUUCACCCUACCAGCCCCAGAACCACAGUGCUACACCUUCACCCUCAACUACAACCAGCCAGCCCAGCAACCACUGCCACCCUGCUACACCCACUCAGACACCCACUGAGAAAGCUAGCCUAACUGGUCCAAAGACCACCCUUCCUACAGAGACUGCUAUACUGCCUCCUGUUGGCCAGCCCCAGUUCCAGUCCCCCAACCCUGUACCUGGAGCAUGUCCACUCAGGAAACUGACCACAGAGGUCCCUAAAUCCAGCUCCACCUCCACUGCCACUUCCUCCCCCAAGUCUCCUAUCAGCAGUCUGGAAGGGUCCCCCUCCUCAGAACCUCCUGUGCCCGGCUUCGCCACCCUGGGCCGGAGGUUGAUGCUGGUCACUGAGCCCCCAGGACCCCUGCAGCACUACCCUGGCAUGGAGGGCAGCACCAGCGGGCACUCUCCAGCCCCUGAGGUACACACCACCCCCACAUUCCCCACCUCUGCCACCGGCUGCUAUCCCCAAUCUGUCCCACAUGUGCCAUACUCGAGCUACACUCCUGUCACCAUCCCCCAGCGCCCACUCCCAGAGAAGCGGGGUCAGUCUGCCCAGCCAGGGUCGCCUAAUUUCGGGGUGAGGACCCUGAGGCCAACCCCAUCACAGCACCAUGUCACCUUCUCUCCAACGGUGGGGGAGAUGGCGCCCCCUGCAGGCCAAGGAGAGGGAGUGCUAUCUCUGGAGAGUGAGAUGGCAGGCAGAGUCAGUGUUACGUUUGUCCAGGACAACUCACGCUUCUGGUACAAGCCUGGCAUCUCCAGGGACCAAGCCAUAGCUGCGCUGAAGGAGAGAGAACCAGGGGCCUUUCUUAUCCGGGACAGCAACUCCUUCCAGGGAGCCUAUGGCCUGGCGCUGAAAGUGGCCACCCCGCCCGCUAACCUCAACAACCACAGUAGCAGAGUGGUCGAUCCAUUGGAGCAGCUGGUGCGACACUUCCUGAUUGAGACGGGCCCCCGUGGAGUGAAUAUUAAAGGGUGUCAGAAUGAGCCCCAUUUUGGGAGUUUGUCUGCGUUAGUAUACCAACACUCCAUCACUCCCAUCUCUCUGCCCUGUUCCCUACGGAUCCCAGAGAAAGAUUCCAUUGGAGAAUUGCAGGAGCUGCCGUCGACUGCCAGUAACAUGAGCACAGCUUCAGACCUGCUCAAACAGGGUGCAGCCUGUAAUGUGCUUUACCUGAACUCUGUGGAGACUGAGUCACUGACCGGACCCCAGGCCAUCUCCAGAGCAACCGGAGCCACCCUGGCACAGAACCCCCGGCCAGCGGCCACAGUGGUCCACUUCAAAGUGUCCUCACAGGGCAUCACACUGACCGACAGCCAGCGCAGGGUGUUCUUCAGGAGACACUACCCAGUCAACAGUGUGACCUUCAGCAGCAUCGACCCCCAGGACAGGAGGUGGACUAACUCAGACAGCACAACUUCUAAGGUGUUUGGGUUUGUAGCCAAGAAGCCAGGCAGCAUGGCAGAGAACGUGUGUCAUCUGUUUGCAGAGCUCGACCCGGAGCAGCCUGCCUCAGCCAUCGUCAACUUCAUCAACAAGGUGAUGUUAGGGCCGCAGCGCAGGUAGAGAGACAGAAAAGGAGCAAGCCAAGGACCUGUCACCGUAACAACACUGUCACAACUCCUAAAGAGAGUCAGGAGGCUACAGAAAUGCUUUACAGACCCACAAAGCACCAGUGGUGGUGGCAUCUUUUCAAAGACUGAGUUUUGACCCCAAAGGUUUCAACAUUUUAAACAUGACUGCCAUUUUGAAUUAUAAUCAAAAUGUAAUCGUUGUUUAUAUUCUAAUGUCUAUAAUGCCGACCUUGAUAGUUGCCUUCAAGCUACAAAAGCGUUGUUGUCACUUGUUAGUCAGUAAUCUAAGGUAUCAAUAAGUAGCCUAGCCUACCAAAGAUCUUGCCUCAACCCUGUCACUCUCCCUUUGACAAUCAUAAGUGUAAGUCAACCAAAAUGUAGAAGAUGAUUUGGUCAUACAGUAGGAUACAGUAGGCUACAGUAGGCUAACUACAUUAGGCUACAGUAGAUUACAGUAGGCUACAGUAGACGACAGUAGGCUACAGUAGACUGACUACAUUAGGCUACAUUAGGCUACAGUAGAUUACAGUAGGAUAAAUAAGGCUACAGUAGGCUACUCUGGACUGACUACAUUAGGCUACAGUAGACUACAUUAGGCUACAUUAGACUACAUUAGGCAACAGUAGAUUACAGUAGACUACAUUAGGCUACAGCAGGGUAUUUUAGGCUACAGUAGACUAUAGUAGACUACAUUAGGAUACAUUAGGCUACAGUAGAUUACAGUAGACUACAAUAGGCUACAGUAGACUGACUACAUUAGGCUACAGUGUAUUACAUUAGGCUACAGUAUAUUAGAUUAGGCUACAUUAGGCUACAGUAGACUACAGUAGGCUGCAGUAGACUGACUACAUUAGGCUACAGCAGGGUAUGUUAGGCUACAGUAGAUUACAGUAGACUGCAGUAGAUUACAGCAGAUGACAGUAGGCUGCAUUAGACUGACUACAUUAGGCUACAGUAGAUUACAGUAGACUACCAUAGGCUGCAGUAGAUUACAGCAGACGACAGUAAGCUGCAGUAGACUGACUACAUUAGGCUACAGUAUACUACAUUUGGCUACAGCAGGAUAUGUUAUGCUACAGUAGAAAGUAAAAGUGAGAAACGUCUAUUUGUAAUGUGCAAGCAACAGAGUGUAUGUGGUUAGGAUAUCAAUGUGUGGGGAGGCUAGGGGCUAGGGCACAGACAUGGUAAUGUAUGUGGAGGCUAGGGGUUAGGGUACAGAUAUGGUCAUGUAUGUGGAGGCUAGAGGUUAGGGCACAGAUAUGGUAAUGUGGUGGAGGCUAGAGGUUAGGGUACAGAUAUGGUAAUGUAUGCGGAGGCUAGGGGUUAGGGUACAGAUAUGGUCAUGUAUGUGGAGGCUAGAGGUUAGGGCACAGAUAUGGUAAUGUGGUGGAGGCUAGGGGUUAGGGCACAGAUAUGGUAAUGUAUGUGGAGGCUAGAGGUUAGGGCACAGAUAUGGUAAUGUAUGUGGAGGCUAGAGGUUAGGGUACAGAUAUGGUAAUGUGGUGGAGGCUAGGGGUUAGGGUACAGAUAUGGUAAUGUAUGUGGAGGCUAGAGGUUAGGGCACAGAUAUGGUAAUGUGGUGGAGGCUAGAGGUUAGGGCACAGAUAUGGUAAUGUAUGUGGAGGCUAGAGGUUAGGGCACAGAUAUGGUAAUGUAUGUGGAGGCUAGAGGUUAGGGUACAGAUAUGGUAAUGUGGUGGAGGCUAGGGGUUAGGGUACAGAUAUGGUAAUGUAUGUGGAGGCUAGAGGUUAGGGCACAGAUAUGGUAAUGUGGUGGAGGCUAGAGGUUAGGGUACAGAUAUGGUAAUGUAUGUGGAGGCUAGGGGUUAGGGUACAGAUAUGGUAAUGUUGGUGGAGGCUAGGGGUUAGGGCACAGAUAUAGCAAGUCCCAGAGAUUAUGGGGUAUUGUUAUAUUGAGUUCACAUGUACGUUCUUAUGAAUUUUGCCCUAGAAAGAAACGCUUGCAGUAACCAAGAACAACCAAGGAACAAGGGUGUGCCACACCACUGCCCUCCCCAGUGUAUUGUAUAACCAUGGAUUCUUGUGUCAAGCGCUAUACACAAUAAUAAUAUCCCUUCAAAUAGUCAUGUAGUUCUAUUAUACACAUAUAUUAUGGGUCAAUUAUCUAACCUAUGGUGCAAAUAAUAUUCCUUAUUAUAUUGUAUAUUAUUGAGAAAUAUAUUCAACCAUUACAAACAAGACAAGGAUGAGGUCCUGUCUUUGCCACAACGUCAACAUAACGCUCACGUCUUUUUACCUGUAUGACUUUAUGUACAAACACAAAUCAGAGAGGUGUCUAAGGUCCUAUGUACUUAACCAAAGACAAAGCACUCCUGUAUUAAGAUUGAAUCAUUCAUAUUUUUAAGCUUCAUGUGUUUGUAUUGUUCGAGUUUUGCAUUGUUUUUGUUGGACAUGAAGACUACUUUGUAUAACAGUGGUAAUAUAUUGUGGUCUGUUUUCUUAUUGAUCUUUAUAUGUAGUAAUAUAUUUUCUCACAUGCAGCUAGGAAAGUGAAAGUCAAAAGGAAACAUUCGUAAGGAAAAUAAUCUGUUAUAUGCUAUUUUUUUAAGAAAGCUUUGUAUGCACAAAUGAAUAUAAUAAUACAAAGUUGUGGUACCAAAUCUGA
Messenger RNA from Salvelinus fontinalis (brook trout), 8940 nucleotides. Its product is annotated as tensin-2-like. The record is from RefSeq and is a predicted model, not a curated record. The transcript has 28 exons. Gene Ontology annotation, molecular function: protein binding; protein tyrosine phosphatase activity. Bases 590 to 6307 code for a protein of 1905 amino acids. NCBI's taxonomy places the organism in Eukaryota, Metazoa, Chordata, Actinopteri, Salmoniformes, Salmonidae. Gene Ontology annotation, biological process: peptidyl-tyrosine dephosphorylation.